Molecule: messenger RNA, 8671 nt
Organism: Colossoma macropomum (tambaqui)
Lineage: Eukaryota; Metazoa; Chordata; Actinopteri; Characiformes; Serrasalmidae
Gene: cadm4
Product: cell adhesion molecule 4
Exons: 9
Coding region: 2563-3828 (421 amino acids)
Biological process (GO): negative regulation of peptidyl-tyrosine phosphorylation; regulation of Rac protein signal transduction; regulation of wound healing
Cellular component (GO): cell-cell contact zone
Molecular function (GO): vascular endothelial growth factor receptor 2 binding
Source: RefSeq, a predicted model, not a curated record
UUACUGAAGGGACAGCGGCUGGACAGAGCAGAUGAAGGACAGUCUGAGCUGAGACGUCUUGGAGAGGAGGACAGAAAACGGUUGAGAAAGAAAAGAAACGAGGAGGCAGUGAAGUAACUCGGCAGUGACUGAACCUUACUGACCACAGAGGAGCCUGGUGGUUUGGAGAGAACUGAUUGGAAGCGCGGUUGCCGUAGCUACCUGAGGGACACUCUUGCGCUUGGUGCUGUAUAUUGUAUUCAUUUGCAGCAGGGUUUGCUGACUAGAGGCCUUGGCUGGCUUGCCAUUUAUUUACCAGAGGCCCUGGCUGGCUUGCAGUUUUAUUACCAUCUGUUGAUGACACAGCCACUGCCUUCCAUCAGAUAGCAACGUGCUACACAGUUCACCUACGCUCUCGCCGCCUUUCCAACACUGUGGAUAUUAGCCCUGCCAGUCAGAGGCGCGUCGCACCUCAGGACUGCCACUGUGCCAGUGUGUGUUUGUGGGAGCGUGAAAGUGUGUGUGUUGGAGCUGUGCGCAGUAGAGCGAGGCGCUUUGCUAGGCUGGGCUCAGCACCGUGUGAUGAGACAUAUCGCACCCACUGAUGGGUAGAAGUGAGGUUGGUGCUGUUACACAUUCGGUCUAAAAUUCGGUCUCAGUUUGGCACUUGUCGGAGCAGUGGCUUUUAAUAUUUGAUGUGUGUUUGAUGUAGCGUGGCGGGAUCUGUAGCUACUGGACUGAUUUCAUUCGCUUCAACUGCUACUGGCUUGAACACGAUAGCACAUAUGCUAGCUACAAUUGCAAGGCUAAUUAGUAUUUAUGAAGGACACAACUUGUAGUAUCAUUUUGAAGAAAAAAAGGCUUUUGUACUGUUAGCACUGAAGAACUAGCACUUUCUUCCCAAGAAAGCUCAUUGAGGUGUGUUUGUUUUUCUUUUGUUUUUUUUUUUCUCCCUUAUAGAGCUUGAGGCUUAUCUUUUCCUCAGAUGAAGUUGCAUAGAGCUGGUUCACCCUACCGCAAACCUGUAUUGAUCUGAUGUUUGAUGUAGCAUUGUUGCCGGUCUCGGUAUUGUGGAGAUAUGAGCAUUAGCUAGAAGGCACAACAGUCAGAGCUGAAGGCCAAGUCUUGUGGUAGAUACGAAAAUCAAAACUGUUGUGUGCUAUAGCAGCACUAACAAAGAAGCAACAACCCCCCAAAAAAGGCUUGUAGAGGUAUCAUACUGGUGGAUAGGCCAAGUUUGCUAACUAGUGUGUUAUUUUCGGCAUUACGACAGCAACAAUAACACAAUAGCAGCUGCAUUUUGUGUUGAAGAACUGUCAGACUGGUGGAUAGCGGCAACUUUGCAUGCUAAUGUAACUGCUAGCCGUGUCACUCUCUUGCACAAACUGUUGUGUAUAACAGCAGGAUUAACAGUGCUAAAAAGGAGCUAACAUCCAGAAAAAGCUAAAAGCUCCACAAAAAGGCAUCAUGUGCAAAAGAGUUUUUAUGCUGGUGGAAGAUUUGCUAGGAUAACGGCUGUAGAAGCUGUCUUGAUAAACAUUUUCGGCAGCAUUAAAAGCCUUAAAAAGGACUAAAGCGUUCUUACUCAUGAAAAAAUAGAUUUGCUAGCUGUAGCACACAGAAAUAAUUAGGGUUCUCUUAACCAAUCUGUGUUACAGCAGCAUUUACAGCCUCAAAACAGCAGAACGAACAGCUCCAUAAAGAGGCAUCUUCUGGUAAAAAGGGUGGACUGGAGAAAAGUGCCUAGCCGAGUUUGCUAGCUAGCAUCACAUUUGUGGUCACACAUUAUUCAGCAGUGCUCUCUUGACCUGUUCAGUGUUAACAACUGUUAAAAAGCCUCAUAAAAAAUAACAGCUCCCCAAAAAGAAAUCUUGUCUAGAAGAGCUUUCUGGUGGAAAGUGGCUAGCAAAAUUCGCUUGCUAGCGUGACGGCUGUAGCAGCACAAUAGCCUUUUCAGCAGUGCUCCCUUGGCCAAAUUGUUCUGUGUUGGCAUUAAAAGCCUCAAAAAAGAACUAACAGCUCCCCCAAAAGACAUCUUGUUCAGAAAAAUAGGCAGGAGAACAGUAAAUUCGCUUGUUAGCCACAGUGGUGGUGGCUACAGCUGCACAGUAUUAGCAGAACACUCUUGACAAGCUAUAGCCACCCCUGUUCCUUCGUGUGUGCUAUUCAUUAUCAAAGCGCAGAACAAAUUAACACAGUCUUUGCGUGUUAACAGUAGUCCUGGUUAAUAGCAUAAGUAAGUGUGGAAAUUAUGCAGCAUUAAGAGGGUUUUUUGUCCUUAAACAUGAAGGUUGGAGUACUUUAAUUUGUGGAGAUCAGCCAUGGGUUAUGAAAGAGUGCGUUAGCGCGACGAUGAGUGUUUGAAUGGUUGGGUACUGCUGGUGAAGUGUUAUAAUUAGCUGCACACUCGCUCUCCUCUGCUGUGUUAGCGUAGUGCUGUUUAGUGGUUAUAAUUUAGCUGAGGCUCAGCUGUGUGACAGCAAAGUCUGUGUGUGUGAGAGUGGAAUGAGUGUGUGUGUGAGAGAAGUGUGCUGGCCCCAGCUACAGAAGAGUCAUUGAUCAGCUUCUGAGACUCAAUACACAAUGAGACCAGGCCAGCGAUCUCUCCGUUUCACUCGUUCUCUCAGUGCCCUCGUUUUGCAGUCCACCAUUCUUCUCUCCCUCUGCUCGCGGGGACAGGCGGUGCAGGCAGAGAACGUGACUGUUUUGGAGGGAGGGACGGCACAGAUCUCCUGUCGCCUCCAGAACUAUGACGGCUCCAUAGUGGUCAUCCAGAACCCGCGCAGGCAGACGCUUUUCUUCAAUGGGACGCGAGCGCUGAAAGACGACCGUUUUCAGAUGGUUCUCUUCACGCCGCGUCUGGUGCGCAUCACCCUGAGCAACGUGAGUGUGUCGGAUGAGGGCGGCUACUUCUGCCAGCUAUACACUGACGACACACACCACCAGGUGGCCACACUGUCGGUGGUGGUGCCCCCGGAGGUGCCCUCAGUGGAGGUGAAGACAGAGGCAGUGGAGGGCGGAGAGGUAGAGCUCACCUGCUUGUCCCCCCGCAGCAAACCCCCCGCCACACUGCGCUGGGUCAGAGACCGCCGAGAAAUACCCGGUGUGGUGUCCCAGCAGGAGAACGGGAAGACGGUGAGUGUGUCCAACACCAUCCGUCUGCCCGUGGAGAGGAAGGAUAACGGCGCCGCCCUGAGCUGCGAGGCGUCUCACCCGGCACUGGUGGGCCAGAAGAGGGUGCGCCACUACCGCUUGGACGUACACUUCGCCCCCACUGUGAGGAUCAUCCCCCCCCAGGGAAUUCUCCGAGAGGGAGACUCGCUCAGCCUUACCUGCUCUGUCAAUGGAAAUCCACUGCCACGUAACAUCCAGUGGUCACGAGUGAACGACACUCUACCAGAGAGGGCAGAGAUAUCUGGCAACACCCUCGUCAUGUCUCGUCUCAGCCAGUCCCAUAACGGCACCUACCUGUGUCAGGCACAUAACAAUUACGGCCGUGCCGCUGACCACUACAUGCUGCUGGUGUACGAGAAUGUAUCUGUGUCUGUUACUCCAUCCUCCACCUCAUCCCCCACCCCUUCAUCCCCCAGUUUAGAGUUGGAACCCAGAGACCCCGGGGCGGUGGUGGAGACCCACAGUGCAGUACCAUAUGCGGUCAUAGGGGGCGUUCUGGCUCUGCUGGUUUUCACCAUCAUCUGCGUACUCAUCGUUACCAUCUGGUGCUCCGUCCGACAGAAAGGCUCGUAUCUGACACAUGAAGCGAGUGGUCUGGAUGAGCACGGUGAGGUGCAGGAAGCAUUUCUCAACGGGAAUGACACAAGUCAGGGCAAGAAGGAGUAUCUACUGUAACAGCCUGCAGUGGACGGCCACAGAGCGGACACCACAGCCACUCACACAAACACACACACACACACACACACACACACACACACACACAGCCCUCUUCAUAUCCACCAGAGCAGUGCCAUAUGAGGGCUGAGAGAGAGACAGUAAGAGCGAGAGAGAGAGAUAGUCUGGAGAGGACACUAAAUAACAGGUCACUAUUACGGAAAAACAUAUUUGUCUCGUUUUUAUGAAAUAAGAAAGUUUAAUGUAGUAUGUAAACAUUGUUAAGGUUUUAAAAUGUACUGUUCGUUCCCCAGUCCAUACAUGUGAACUAAGCUGUUUUGAAUUCAUCAUGGUUGUGAUGUCACAUCCAUGAACACAUUUACAUAUAAUCUUCCAUUCAGCCCACAGCAGUUCAGCUGCCCAUUCAUGUUGAAGUGACAAAGAGUGUUGUUCCUGUGGACAGUCUGUAGCAGAGUUGUUGGAGUGGAAGAUACGGGAAAACAAUUAAACGUUGUGCUGUUCCUGGCUGUCAGGAAGGCAAAUGAAUCAUUGCAGGUUCCCAAACGAUCCACGUGUUAAAAAGAAGCGACUUAAGUUUAUUUUUUUCAUGUUCCUUAGGCUGGCUAUACGCGGUGAAACUUUUAUGCAACUUUUAUUUUAUUUUGCGACAAAGUUAGUUUCCUACAAAAUAAUUUCAGUGCAAUUUGACAGUUACACAGAGCAGUUAAAAAAAUAGCCAAAUUAGUAGCUUGUAUUUUUUGAUGCACCAUAUAAUUUUUACUAUAAAGUCAUCCGUGAGGUCUUAUUGACAUAUUUGCAGCACUUCUAUCUUGGUUUUAUUCUAUAAAUCUAUAUAUUGUUCUUUUAUAUAUCUAUCAAGGGUUAUUUGCAAUAUAUUUGUUUUUUAUAUGUACAGAGUAUGUUAUUUAGCAUUAGCAUUAGCUGGCUAAUUAAGCUAGCUGUUUACAGAAACAUUAGCUUCAAGAAACCCAUUUGUUGUCAUGGCAAAGGAAUCUGACAAAAUGAAAAACUAUCAAGCUUCUGUAAAGCCAGUCAGGGGGGUCUCUUUUUCAGUUGGCUAAUUUUCUGUUGUUGUCCAUUUGUUGUCCACUGAUUGGUAAAAGCCAUCGUUCGGAAUUAUAUUGUGUGACAUGAUCGUGUAAUGUGUUAUUGCCAUUUUUGAUUGGCUGGUUGAGAAAUAUGUAACUGUUGCGGCAACAAGUGAGUUGCAGGACACUUUGUUAUGCAACUCAAGUGCAACUUAGUUUCAUGUAGGUUUUAAGCAACUACAGUUUCACCGUGUGAAGCCAGCCUUAGGAUUACAGUCCUAAUUUCCACCUCUCACCACAAAACAGAUCAGCCAAUAAGAACAGAGAUCAUUUACAUAUAUAAAUCUUAAAGACCCAGCAAUAAAAAACAGGCCGUUUAAUUCAAAAUGCAAAAAUGAAUUCUGACUGUUUUGGUACAAAAACCCACACACAGUUAUAAGUGGACUUCAGAAGAAAAUCUGAAAAAUGUAGAAUAUGGGCUCUAUUACACAAUAUCCCUAUUCCUGUUCCUAAGCAGUGAGUAGGAGUCAUCAGAGAAAAGAGGCUCUCACUCCUGCUAGAAUCAGGCUGAUCCAUAGCAGCACACACACUAUCGAAUGUUCCAAUGUAAACAAACGAACCAUUCUGCCAGCUUUUCAGCUUUCAGACUCCAAUCAAAGGCAAUCAGAAAUAAACCCCCUGAUGAUCCCUGAGUACAUCAUCCUUCACUCAUAAAUAAUUUGCACCAGCUCCUAGAUAUUGGCUGGUCAGAAACUAGAGAUGCACCAACUUAGAAUUUCUAGGCCAAUAACGAUUUAUUAGCUUUUUUUAUAUAACAAGAAUUCCACACUGAGUGGUUUUCCAGAUCCAGAUUAAAGAGGUCCUAUUAUGCUAAUAUUCAGUGUUCAUACUUUUAUUUUAUUUUUGGUGUCUACUAAAUUAGAUCUACAUGUUUCAAUGUUGCAAAAACACAUUUUUUCUCAUACAGUACCUCUCUUUUUACCCUCUGUCAGAAAACUCUGUUAGAGUUUCAGUGUCUUUAAGCCCCACCUCCUGAUGAGCCCAGUGUGCUCUGAUUGGUCAGCUUGCCCAUUCUAUUCUGACUGGUCAGUCUGAUUGAAAGCAGUAGCAGCAUCCUGCUACACGUUCUGGCCCUACAUGUUCCGCCCCUGUCUUGCGGUCUGCACACAGACCCCUCUUUCCUGAGUGGCUGUGAACAGCUGUGGCUGUUCUUACAAUGUCUUCUGUUCUGCCAUGUCAUGACCUAAAUGUCAGGUCACCGUCUUCUCGACAUGGCUACAAAGCUGAACCAACUCUUUUCGGCCUCCGGUAGUUGCUGUGUGUGAGGGCAUGCUAAGCUUGCCAGAAGGCAGGCAGUAAGGACUGUGCCAUGAGAUUGCAUCAUCUUGUAACAAAGGAAAAGAGCUGGAAGUCCAACAAAGCCUUUCAGACAGCUGAGAAGAGUGGGAGGAAGUUGCUCCCUGUGGUGUGUACUUUGGGCUUUAUAACUUUGCAGACCGUUUUCAUGCACAAAAAGCUACAUAACACACAAAACGAAAGGAAGAAACCGAAAAGCAUAAUAGGUCCUUAAGGUCUUUAAGGCUAACUCUUUAAGGCUGACUGGAAAGAAUUUUCCGAUAUUGAUUCACCGUUGACACUAAACGGCAAUGUCAAUGGUGAAUCACUAGUGACAUUUCAAUAGUGUUUCACCAUUGACUUCGCAAUGUAGUCCAAGACUUGGCUUCCACUGACUUGAGAGUGGUUGGAUGUGAAAUGCUAUAUUAUACAUAAACUUACAGACUUACAGACUUCUUUAUAGUGCUGGUGGUCGGCACCAGGGGUCACAGUGUGUACAACACAAAUGUAGCCAAAUUAUUUGAUGUCAAAACAAUCAGUGAGUCUACACGUGUCACAGAUUUUUAUGUGUCUCUGGGGAAUAUUUUGCCACACAAUGCCAGGCAUGUGGCCCUCCACCAUGAAUGGUUUUAAACCAAAAUCCUUCUUGGGCAUCAGGCAGCAUAUUCGUAACCACCAUGUCAUAACUUUCUUUGUUUUUUUUUUCCCCCAAUUGUUUCCCCAAUUUAGUCGUCUCCAAUUCCACCCACUAGUUAGGAUUCCCCCAAUCACACGACACCAGCUCUAGGAGGGUGAAGGCUAGCACAGGCUUCCUUCUAGUCCUGUGAAGCGCCAUUGCAUCUUUUCAAACUGCUGUUCAUGCAAUGUCACUGGACAGCCGAGGCGGGGCCAUCCUGCCCACCCAGAGAGAGUGAGGCCAAUUAUGGUUUCUUGGACUCCUGACCACGAAUGGCUGUUUUAUCACCAGGGAUCUUACUUGCAAUCUCAUGAUGAUAGGGCCAACACUUAGACGGUUGUCCUAUUUGGGAUUCCCGCCUCAUGUAAUAACUUUCUUUGAGGGAGCUUUUGGAGGAACUCUGGUCUGGUUCCUGUCACCACCCAUGUGAACAAUUCUGACUCGGUCAUUUUAAGCCUUUUACAUCUAACAACUUUCAAUGAUUUUACAUGUUAAGCAUUUAACCAUGCAGACAUUGAAAAAGAAACAGUGGAUUUUAGUGGAAUAACUUUCUGUGAGGGAGCUUGUAGGCUGUGUUCAGACUGCAGACAAAUCAGAUUUGUUUCUCAAAUCAGAUAUUUUGAGGUGACUGUCAGUACUGACAUUUGCAAGUGAUCAGAUCAGACUUGUGAGUCCAGACAUCACCGACCUAUUUGUAUGGGUUGCUAUGGUAACGACGUAGACGUCAGUAGCCACGUAGCUACGCUGGUGACGUGGAUUUCAAACUUGGAUGCAGAAGAGAUGGAGGUGCAUCAUCUCGCCCUCCAAAUUCUCUGGCGUAAGCAUGAUUCUUUGGUGCUCUUCUUGACUCCCAGCGCUUCUGCCACUCUGGAUUUGACAUCGUUGUUGUUUGUUAUGUUCCGAGUAAUGCAAAAGACACGUUGGAAUCCGAUCUGAGUAACCAUAGUGUCCAGACUGAGACACUUCUGUUGAAAUCCAAUUGGAAUGGCAUUUCAAACCACCUCCAAAUGUGGUUUGGAUCCGAUUUGCAUGUAGUUUCUAGCUGUCCACACUAUCAAAUCAAUCUGGGUACAAUGCCAAAAAUCGGAUUUGGGCUGGCACUCUGAGCAUAGCCUUAUAGACAGUAAACCUUUCAGACGUUUGGGUCCAACCACAAUCACUGAGAUCUGCUCUGGCUUGGCUGGAUGAUUACAUCUUAACCGUGUAGAGAUUCAGAAAAAUCGGUGGAAUUCCUCUUCAUUCCAUGUCCAGGGAACAAGCACUAUAGAUGUUAGCUGCUCACGCUAGCUGCCUAGUGUAUAUAAACUGGUGGGAUGAUGACUUUUCAAAUGAUGAAUUAAAUUACCUCAACAUCUUCCAUUCUUCAAAGAAAACGUUUGUUUUUUCUUCUUAAACUGGGAAAAAAAUGUGCCAGCUUAAUGGUCAUAACUCCAAUAUUGGACAGAUAAUCGAAUUUUCCAAUAUAUCGUGCAACCCACACCCUCAACUCGGUCUUAUCGCCUCUCCAUCUCUCUCUCUCUUAUUUGUUUAUUAAUAAUAAAGGCAUUAGAAGUGUCCUCUUUGAGAACUGGGCGAAGCUGGAAGGUUACAGUCAGGAGUUAUUGGAGCCCUCUUGACCGGGAAAUGACGAGAAUCAGGAAAGUGACUGAAAGAAAGUCGAGAAGGAAUAUUUUUGAAUGCUACAUAUACACAAACACCUACAUACUCACACAUACUCAACAAACACAAACGAAACAUAUCUCUUAAGUCAUUAUUUGUACAAAAAAGUCAAAGUAAAUUAAACAAACCUUUUAAGAAGUGAACA